GCCACGCAGCACACACAUCCAAUCUUCCCAGCCUUCUGGUGUGCAUCCCUCAAACACUCGUCCAAUAUGCGCGCUUUUCUGAUGCUUUGCUUGGUGGCCAUCGUCCGGGGCCAGUACGACUAUACGCCCAGUUCGCAUGCCGGGGACGGCAACGGAGGACUUAUUGGAGUGUCCAGCAGUGGUGCUGCCCAGCUCUCCGAGCCCAUACUCAUUGCCAACGAGUUCAACAAGGAGUUCUUCUCAUACAGCGCCCCAGAACAGGAGUACGACAACCCGCACGCCAACGAGCAGAUUGCCAAUUCGCUGAAGAAGAACCUGCGAGUCCUCUUCAUCAAGGGGCCGGAGAACACGGGUCUAGAGCAGGCAGCACUCCAGCUGGCCACCUCGGCCUCCGACGACCGCACCGCCAUCUACGUGCUCAACAAGCAGGCUGACAUUGGGGAUCUGACCAACAAGCUCAACCAGAUCAAGGUGCAGGCAAACAACAAGCCAGAGGUGCACUUUGUCAAGUACCGCACGCAGAGCGACGCGGAGAAUGCUCAGCGGACUAUUCAGGCUCAGUACGACUCGCUGCCUGGUCCUUCCAGCAACCACAAUGCGGGCUCCUCGUCCCCGGUCCUGGACUUUGCCUCCAAGGGUGUUGUCAGCGGCAUCUUGGGAGGUUCCGGUUCUGUGCCCACUGGCGAUCUAAAUGCACCAUCGACUAGCGCGUAUUUGCCACCACCCAACCGAAGGUUUUAGACAUAAG
Drosophila obscura is the source of this 748-nucleotide messenger RNA. RefSeq lists its product as uncharacterized. The coding region runs from base 67 to 741 and encodes 224 amino acids. The record is from RefSeq and is a predicted model, not a curated record. NCBI's taxonomy places the organism in Eukaryota, Metazoa, Arthropoda, Insecta, Diptera, Drosophilidae. The transcript is spliced from 2 exons.